This is a messenger RNA of Phasianus colchicus (ring-necked pheasant), 1087 nucleotides long. It is a transcript of the gene DTWD2, whose product is annotated as DTW motif tRNA-uridine aminocarboxypropyltransferase 2. Lineage: Eukaryota; Metazoa; Chordata; Aves; Galliformes; Phasianidae. The record is from RefSeq and is a predicted model, not a curated record.
CCCCCUGGCGGGGAAAGGUGGUACCACUUCCCGCCGCGCGGGCAUGGAGGGGCUGAGUGGCGGCGCCGCCGGCCCGUCCGCGGGGGAGGAGGGCGAGGAGCGCGAGGGCUGCGCGGGGCUGUGGGAGCUGCCGGUGGAGCGCAGCGAGAGGCGGCCGGAAUGCAGCCGCUGCAGCCGCCCUCAGAAGGUGUGUUUGUGUCCGUUCCUGCCGAUACAUCCACUAAAAAUCUCCACCUGCUUGUAUAUAAUUCAGCAUCCUGCAGAGGAAAGUCGUGUAUUAAGGACAGCGCCAUUGCUAGCAGCUUGUCUACCUCCAGACAAAUGUAAAAUUUUGGUUGGUCGGCGUUUUAGUGAAGACAGGUAUCCUGAGCUAGCAGCUGUAUGCAGAAAUCCCAGUACUUUUAUUUUGUAUCCUGGAGCUGAAGCGACCAAUUUGGAAGAAGUCACUGUGAUGUCUUCUAGUCCACCAGUUAUGAUCAUCAUUGAUGGAACUUGGAGCCAGGCUAAAGAUAUAUUUUACAAAAAUUCUGUCUUCCGAUUUCCCAGGCAGGUGCAGUUAAAAACCAACAUUUCAAGUCAAUAUGUAAUUCGUACACAGCCAACAAACAACUGUCUCUCUACGCUUGAGUGUGCAGCUGUUGCUCUCGCUAUCAUGGAAAAAAAUAAGAAUAUACAAGAGACUAUACUACGUCCUCUUCAAGCUUUGUGCUCUUUCCAGCUUCAGCAUGGAGCCCAGAUCCAUCACAGCAAGGAGCAUCUUCUCAAAAAUGGCUUAUAUGACAAGCCAAUGCCAAAGAAUAAGCGCAAACUUAGAAGAAUGGAACUUUUGUUAAAUAAUGUAAAAAUAUAGGAAAAUGGUACGUACCACACAGUGGGAUGUAUUUGCAGCUAGCCAAUGAAUAUGGAUCUGAAUUUAAUCCACGGAGUUGUGCGUAGUGUAACAAAGCAACUUGGAGGCCCUUCAUAGUUAAAAAGAGUUUACCUCCAAUAAGAUGAACAGUAAUGGACAAGUUUUUUAUUCUUUUGUUCAGAUGAUUGAAGAUUAGCCUAAUUUCCUUAGGGAAAAAAAAAAAAAAAAAAAAAAAAA